Molecule: messenger RNA, 1272 nt
Organism: Periconia digitata
Lineage: Eukaryota; Fungi; Ascomycota; Dothideomycetes; Pleosporales; Periconiaceae
Source: the annotation of a GenBank genome assembly
AUGCAUUCUCCGACCCUCGCUCUCAUUCUCACCUUCGCAUCCGCGAAGAUCUCUGGGGCACUCCCAACCCGUCGCCAGGACCAGUUUCCCGCACUUCCAUCUCUAGGCGGUGGAGGCAACACCUUCCAAGAUAGCGCCCAUUUCCGGAUCUACAAUGCCCCGUCGGCCAGCACAGGUUCGGCAACACUCGCCAUCAUGGAAGCAGCACAUCAGUGCUUCGUGUCGGAACUGGGCUGGCGUACGCCGGGGCAAUCCAACAAUGGCGGACAAACUGGCGGCCCGUAUAAGAUGAAUAUCUACACUGUGGCAGACAAUGCUCUUGGGGGUUCUGCGGGACAGCAGUGGGCGGACGAUGCGAAGGGGAUCCCAUAUCUCAAAGUUGGUAAGAGCUGGGUCUCCGAACCGAGUGUUAUUGUGCAUGAGUACGGGCAUGCUAUGCAUUACUCGGAGAAGAAUUGGAUCGGCCAGACGCGUACAGGUGCUUGGUGGGAGUCAAUCGGAAACCUAAUCGCAGACACCUACAUUGCAACACCAACCUGCGCCGCCGCCCGUGCAGCCCAUGGAAACCUCCCCGCAGGUCCGACGCUCUUCGACCCCAAAAAAGUUCUCGGCGACAGCUUCCAGGUCCUCGUCGACGGAACUUCGGGAUCGGGAAACUACUACCAAGCAUGGCCGUUCAUGACUUACAUCCUGAAUAACCCAGACAAUUACCCCGGAUGCGGUAAAACAGUGCUGCUGGACAUGAUCCGGAAAUACCACAUCAACAGCAACGAUACGCCUCUUCACUCCCUCGAGAAACUGAUUAGCGGUGUUAGUGUGCAGAAGGUUGUGGGCAGGUAUUGGGCGCGGAUGGCGUAUGUGGAUAUUGGACAUGCGAAAGCGCAGGCACUUUUUCAAGAGUUAAGGGGUCAGAUUAACUAUUCAAAUUUGGACUCUAGUGGGAAUGGGAAGUAUACUGUGAAAGCUGCGAGAGCGCCUCGUUACAUGGGCGCCAAUAUCGUUCCUUUGAAGGUUUCCGGGUCUACUGUGAGUGUGGUGGUUCAGUGCAGUGGGAGUUAUACUGCGACAUUGGUGGCGAGAGGGGGAAGUGCGGUGAGAUAUGUUGAUCUUGUUAAUGGGAAUGCUAGGAUUGAUUUGGUGGGUGCAGAGGAGGUUUCUUUUGUGUUUGUCAAUACGCCGGCUUUGGUGCAGUAUGAUGCUUUUAGUAUUCCGGGGGAUGUGAAUAGGGGGUUGGGGUAUUCUUUUCAGCUUACGGGAGCUACUGUGUCGUGA